AUGAGCAAGAUGAAUGAGUUGUCUGAUCAAUUCUCGCAAAACUUCAAAUGUGAUAUCUCGCAAAUUGGACAGAAGGUAUGGAGGGCGCCGCAGAUAAUAAAGGACAAGCUAGAAAUAGGGUAUCAGUUUAAGGAUAAGAAUUUUGAUCAAAUACAAGACUCAUUCAAUACUAUUCAUGAUUCAAUCACAACCUUAAAUGCCGAGUGCGAGCGAUUUUCAGUGCAGAUUAGCAACUUGAUGGUAUUCACUCAGAAUAUAAACAAGGGUUUUCAGGAAAUACUCUCCAAAAAUCUUUUAGACAGUAAUACUACAAAUAUUCCGUUGACUCCUAAUAGCGGUAUUGUCUCCCCAAUUGCAGCCAAAGAAUGUGCAUCAGACCCUAUGCCCGGGACUAAGAACUUUAACUUCAGCAAAUAUGUUGACCGUUUUCAGACUGCAGUCGUCAAAAUUAAAUCUGACCAAAGUUUGUUUCAGAGUAGAGUAAUAGCUCCACUAGCUCAAAUCAAGGAGCUAUCGACUAGGAUCCAGAAGCCAUUGGAAGAGAGGAAGAAUCUAAUAUUAGAUAUUAACUCCUUUAGUAGCAAAGUUGAAAGGUAUAACCAACGCAUCCAUUCUAAUGAAUUAACGUUGAAGGGCGAACAAAAACGAAUUAAGUACGAUAAAAAGCUUGAGGAAGUAAAAUUUAAGUAUGAGACACUAAAUUCAGUGCUAAAGGUUGAACUCCAGAUUUUUUUCGACCUCUUUCGUCAGUUUUUGGCUUCUUGGUUUCCUCUUUACCUCUAUCUCACGUAUUCCAUUUAUUACAAUCUUUACCAGUUUUUAGGUAAUUGUCCUGAAGUAAGGAAGUUGCUAGAGAAAAGUGGCUUCUCAAGCCUAGCACCUGUUUCAUCUGUUGUUAACACAUCUAGAAACCUAGUAGAGGAUUUCCAUAUAAAUUUUGAUUCAGUUAUGGAACAGUUGCAAAGCCUCAAUGUUAUCAACUUUAAGCGACUAUAUGCUCAGGUAUAUGCGGGGAAUUUGGAAGACUCAACAGUUGCCAAUAGUUACCAGGGUCCAGUACCUACACUAUACGCAACUGUAAUUUAUGACUAUGAGCCUCAAUUUAACGACCCACAGUACUUGACAAUAAAAGAAGGGGAUAUUAUCCAAGUAAUCACACAAUCCAAAAAUGGUUGGUGGUAUGGAAUGUUACUACGUACUAAAACCAAAGGUCUAUUCCCUCAGAGCUACAUUCAAGUACAGGAUUACGAUAGUUGA
Molecule: messenger RNA, 1257 nt
Organism: Eremothecium sinecaudum
Lineage: Eukaryota; Fungi; Ascomycota; Saccharomycetes; Saccharomycetales; Saccharomycetaceae
Product: BAR and SH3 domain-containing protein
Exons: 1
Coding region: 1-1257 (418 amino acids)
Biological process (GO): endocytosis; actin cortical patch localization; plasma membrane tubulation
Cellular component (GO): Rvs161p-Rvs167p complex; actin cortical patch; mating projection tip
Molecular function (GO): protein binding; lipid binding
Source: RefSeq, a predicted model, not a curated record